CAUGCAGAGAAAUCUCACAACGUGCAGGGCAGAGCACAUCGGAGGGACAAGCUAGUUGUUUUUCAGCUGUCAGUUUUUCUGUUUACACCUGCUUUAUCUAUAUCCAUGAAUUGCGCCGGGUUUGACAGCGGCUCGAAGUCCAGUUGCACAGCCUCCUAACUGACCGAGAGUCAGGAAUUGAGGCGAGUGAUGUCGAAGGAGGACCGGGUGGCAACAACAACAACAGGGCGCGCUGCUGUCCCGUUAGCAUCGCAACGUCCUCUGGUCCAUGUUGUUUAACCCUGCAGGACGACUACACCCGUCCACGCCCUCGGUGCUGUUCAGUCCACUCCAGUCCCUGUCUGAAGCCCACUGUGAUGGCCGACGAGGACCCCCAGCAGACUGACCGCGAGGCGGGGAGUUUACCCGGCCUUCUCCCGGGGCUGCAGGGCGCUGAGGCCAACGCGCUGCAGCUCAGGAUCAAGAACUCCAUCUGCAAAUCUGUUCAAUCAAAAGUGGAAAAUAUCCUGCAAGACAUAGAGAAGUUCUCAGAUGUUGAAAAACUCUACCUCUACCUUAAGUUGCCUUCUGGUCCCAGCAGCAGCACUGAUAAAAGAUCUUUUCUCAGUGACCAGAGCGCCCUGUCUUCAAGCCGCACCCAGCAGAUGCAUGCAUUCAGCUGGAUCCGCGAUCAUUUAGAAGAAUACCCAGAGACCUCUCUUCCCAAGCAGGAGGUCUAUGAUGAAUACAAGAGCUUCUGUGACAAUCUCAACUACCACCCACUAAGCGCCGCCGACUUUGGAAAGAUGAUGAAAAACGUCUUCCCGAACAUGAAGGCACGGCGACUUGGCAUGAGGGGAAAAUCAAAAUAUUGUUAUAGUGGACUAAGGAAGAGACCAUAUGUUCAUAUGCCAUCUUUACCCACCCUGGAUCUCCAUAAAACUGAUGGACACCAGUGUGAAGUCCUGGAGUCACCAGGCCAGCUGAGCAGCAUCAAGGAAGAAGUACGGUUUGCAGCCUGUGAUCUUGUGUGUGAAUGGGCCCAGAAGGUGCUGAAACGACAGUUUGAUGUUGUGGAAGACUUGGCUAGAUUCCUGAUUGACAGCCAUAACAUCAGCAACAAGUCUUUGGCAGCUCUCACCGUUAUGACCGGCACAGCAACAGAGGUCAGACCUCCACACACCAUCUCAGCCUUCUCCCCCAUGGCAGAGACUCACCCCUUCCAGCCUCACGUGGCGAUUCUGUCGUCGCCAUCUGUUGAUGCUAAGCAGCAGCUGCAGAGGAAGAUCCAGAGGAAGCAACAGGAGCAGAAGCUACACUCCCCUGUACCUGGAGAUGGACAAGCCAAGAGGCUAGAUGACAAUGUACCUUGUGGUAGCCCCACCACUCCAUCUCCACAGCCAACAAUAGGCAUCAUGGUCGCCGCUGUCCCAAGCCCCCUCACGGUGCAGAGGAGCAGGCAGCUGAUGUCUCCAAGUCCUGUGGGAACCGUGGAAAGCAAAGUGCUGCCUAUCAACUUCCAAAUGGUGACCCAGCCAGUUCAAGUGGUGAAACAGAGCCCCAAACCUGCCCAAAACACUUUAGCCAGUCCAGCAGGCGAACGCACAGCUCGACAGCGCUAUGCCCAAAUCUUGCCUAAACCUUCAGCCACCACUGCUAUCACCUUGCGCUCACCCUCCACAAUGAUCAUUGCCAACAGCCCUAUCAAGACUGUGAUGACUACAUGUCACGUCAGCCCAGUCAGUUUUGUUAAAAUGACAGCCAUAUCACUGGCACCUAACAGCUGUGAAACCACCACAUCUCUUACAAACACCACUCUGCGGCCAGCAUCUGCUGGCCUCGGUUCAGCAGCUGCUGCAGACAUGGGCUCCAAUCAAAACAUGAGGAGUGCUUCAGCGGCUCCCAUUCUGGCCCCGGUGGCCAGGCUGGAGCAGACCACUAACACUCAGAGCAUGGAUAUUGAAAUGGAAGUUGAAGCUAUACACAAGAACAGCCAAAUGCAAAAUCUUAGAAGUCAGAUUUUGACCACAGUAGCAAUGUCAAAUGGAACCGGAGAUGCAGUGCAGAGGGCUGCCAGUGUGCCCAUACCCCAAACUAAAGGCUUCAUGCAUCUGGAAGAAAUAUCCAGCAUUAAAUGCAGUGGAAAGUCUUCUUCACACACUACUGGGAUUCAAAGCAGCAAUAAUAGUGCUAAUAAUGCAAACACUUUGCACUUAAAUGCCCCCACUCUGAAUACCAGCAUUGUUUCUUUACUUAACACCAGCACAUUGUCCUCAUUUGGGGAAAGCAGCCAAACAAAAGAAGGAUUCUUGUCAGCGAAGAGCCUCAGGAAACGCUCAAGCUUCAGUCCAGACCUUUCCCCAAUUAAAAGGGUUUUUAUGCCCCAGCAGCCAGCAGAGGGUGCUGCAGCUCUUCAAUAUAACAGAAACACAGUUGGCAAUGUCUCCAGGCUAGGCGCUUCAACUAGACCUGAGAGUGCACCAGCUACCAGGGAGGUAGAGAUGAAAAUGAGCUCCAUCUUGUCCACUCAAGUCCAUACACAAAGCACUUCCUCUUGCAGAGCCAGUGGCUUCAGCUCUGUUGCCAAAACACAUAGCUCAAUGCAAAGGAAAAACAUUUCCGCUGUUAUGGAAACUGGCACCUCAGUCAGUCACGUAGUAUUACAGGAGCAGCAGGGGAACACAGUGGGCGGCAUGCAUGCCAUACCCAGUAACCCUGGUUUUCAAAAACAUACAGGCGCAAACACAAACUCAGCCACAGGGAGCCUGGAACAACAGAUAUAUGCUCAGUCCAACCCUGCUGCUGACACCUUACAAUUUUUUAAUCAAGUAUCAUCCAGUCAGUUGCCUGUGCAGGAGGAAGUGGACUAUUUUCCCUUCGAUGAUGAUGUGACUCAGGACAGCAUUGUGGAGGAGCUGGUGCAGAUGGAGGAGCAGAUGAAACUUAAACACCUGCAAGCGUUUGGAAAAUGUGGUACAUUGCAAAGUCAUCACUCUGCAAUUCCAGACAUGACAUCCACCAAUCAGGCCAUGACUGCUUUCUAUCAUACUGCAAACAACAGCAGCAACUCAAUCCAAACUCCCACAUCAGAGAUGAUGGGAGGGGGCCAACGCCUGACCGGAGAGAGUCCCUGCUCCCACAUCGCAUCCACAACCCCAGUGGACAGCGCUUUAGGAAGCAGUCACCACACCCCAGUUGGAACACCACAUUCCAACUGCAGCAGUACUGUUCCUCCCAGCCCAGUAGAGUGCAGGAACCCGUUUGCAUUUACACCCAUCAACUCCAGCAUCCCUGGUUUCCAUGACAGCAGCACUGUUUCCAGCAGUCCUGUCAAACCCAUGCAAAGGCCGAUGGCCACCCACCCUGAUAAGGCAAGGUUGGAGUGGAUGAAUAACAGCUACAACAGCAGUGGCGGGAGUGCAACAAAAUCAAACAAUGGAAUGGGAAUUCUCCCUGGCUAUCAGUGCUUGAUAGACAAUCAUUUCCAAAAGCCUCAUGCGUUCGCUAUUCCUCAUGCACGCCACCAGGACAGCCAUUUUGGCCGCUUGACUCCUAUAUCACCUGUGCAGCAACAGGUAGCCAACAUGACCAAACAGGAGGGCUUCGCUGUUCCUGCCCCUCUGGAUAAUAAAAUCACCAACACAUCCACUGCAGCGUUUCGAUGUAGAAGUGUGAGUCCUGCAGUGCAUCAAAGGAAUCUGGUUGGAAACACGGGAAACACUGCACCUCUUAAUGUCCCUCAUUCAGUGGUGUCGCCCUUUAAUUCUCCUGUGACACCUGAGAUGUUGAACAUCUUUGCCAAUAACAAGUCAAAUAUUGGGGCCAGCAGCAUGGCUCAGAGGAGCCGCUCUGUGCCACUCAACAUCAUGAUGCAAACUGAGGUCCUGCCCACAACAGGCCAACAAUGCAGCAGCAAAAACAUCACCAGUGUCCUUCUGAGCAAGCUAGAAGGGGACCACAAUGACGCUAUGCGUGGUUUGGGCGUCAAUAAUUUACCAUCCACCUACACUGCACGGAUGAACCUCACACAGAUCCUGGAGUCCAACCCCAACCUCUCCUGCACUGACAGUCACCUCAGCCUGAUGUCCUCGGACUCCACCAGCACUUGCAACUCACAGAGGCCGAAUUACCUCAUAGACAAUGCUGUUAAUGAACAGAUGAUUCUCUCAGCAGGCAACAGCCAAGUUCACUCAGCCUCUGGAGAGCAGCAUCAGCAACAAGCCCAGUCUAUAAUGUUAUCUUUGAGCUCACAGCAACAACAAGAGCUGGGGCGGCAGCAGGUAUUCAGCAGCACGCAGCACCUCUUAACAGACAGCAAUCUUACGGCUGGCAGCCAGCUCAUGGAUCAGGUGUCUGAGCUAACUCCAGGGGCAGCAGAUUUUCCCUGUGAAAUCAGGAUGACAUCAGAGCUUUCAAACAGUAUCAAUGACCUAAAUGCACUGGACACAAACCUGUUGUUUGAUCCCAACCAGCAGCAAGGCCAAUAUCAAACUGCUGCUUCAGAGGAGCUGGUGAACGAGCAUCUGUUUCAACAAAUAACCAGCGAGACGCUACAUUCAAGUGGGCUGGACUGGUUAGAAAGCAAAGAUCAUCCAGCUGUUGGGUUGAUGGGCUAAGGUUUUUUUGUUGUUGUUUUUUAUCAUGUUGAACAUGGGUUAUCUGUAGUUACUGGGAUAUUUUUUGUUUGUUUUUUAAAUUUAUUUCCAGGCAUUUAUACUGUGUAAUGCAACACUGGACAGCUAAGGUUUGUCCGGUUUAAGUGCCAGGCUGAACUAAGAUAAUGCUGCAACACUGAAUAAAAAUGCUGGUCAUUUCCCUUUAAUAAUAGAAUAUCACCUCGUGUUGUUUCAUAAAGAGCAUUUUCAGUAAGUAGACAAAAAAAGGAGAGAGAAAAAAAAAUUAUUUGACAUUUUACUUUAAUUAUAAUUUAGAUAAAAUCAUACUCAAGCUGUGAAACUCUGUAAAUAAAAGUGGAAGAUAAUGAUUGAGAAGCUUCUUACAAAAUAAUUAUAUCUUCCCAUAUAGAGCUUGACAGCUGCUAUCAAUAUGUGAUUGAAGUAAAAGAUCUAUAAAGAAGUUAGAUUAACUGCUUAACUAACAUAACAAACAUCUGUGUGUCGUCGACGUAUAGAAGAGUUGGAGAAUACUUUGUAGUAACUUGAAUUGUCUUCACAUAUUAACAACAAUUAACAAGACAUGAAAAAAUAUACACACAUUUAAUUUCCUGACUCAUCAUGUAACAAAGCCAUAGAACUAAAUUACCCCAUGUAAGUCCUUAAAUAUAUACUUGUGAUCGUAAUAUAGAAGAGCUGGAUGUGAAUACAUCUAAGAUCAUGUAUCAGAUAUAUUUAUCUAAUCAGAAACAUAAUAAUCUCCAUUAGCUCACUGAGAUGGAAUAUAUGUCUGAACUGUUAUUUCCAAAUUAUUCAAUUUUUUUAAAGCUUUUCAAUCAGUUUUAAUUACUUUUGUUUUACAAAAUUUGUUCAUGAAUCAGCUGGUACUCGUCUGUUAUCAAACAGCAUUUAAAUGAUGCCAAUAAUAUAAUUGGGCCUCUUUAUGCAAAUUUUAUAUUUUACAUACCCCUUUUGAACAAGUCUGAAAAAUAAAUGUUGCAUCAUCUUGAUUUAAUAAUAGGGAAGCGACGAAUCCCUUUAAAUUACAUGCUAUAUGUGCAUGGACUGCACUACAAAGAAGAAAAUGAUGUGAUAUUAAGCAAAGGAUGACCUCUUCUGCUUUUUCUAAUGCUCCUAAAAAUAGCUUUAAUUAUGCAUUUAGGAUUAAUAUGGUGGUUAUGUCACACCAACAUUUGUGCAGGAUUGUGGGAUUUUGUGUUGUAGACGAGAGCUCAACCACUUACCCCACAGCAAAGUAAAAGAAAAACUUUAUAAUAAGACCUAUUUAUCAAGCUAAACCCUUGAAUGGGAAUUUAAAGGAUAAAGAAUAAAAUUGAAGCCAUUUUACUUUCACGUAUUAUCUGCAAAUGAUUCAUCUAAAGUUGAUGAAAAAAAUCAACACUUUGAUGCUCUUUUGUAAAGCUGUAAGCACUGACAAUCUUCUGAUUAUCUACAGACAAAAACACUGUAUUUGGCCUGUUUGGUUAAGGUUUUACUGCAUAUCAUGAGGAGUUGUUUAAAUCUAAAAGUCGAGCUUUACACUGAUGCCAAGCAACCAUCCACUCAAAGAUGCCUAUUAUGGUUUCUGGUUUCUGAGCCUUAUGUCAAUGCCAAAGAUGUAACCUACAACAACAUGCACUGUGAUUAUGAGUGUAAUUCAAUGUAACCUCCUCCUGCUCUAUGUGAUGUGCAAAGUAAGAGGGAGCUGUGCACUAGAGAGCUCCCUGGAGCUUUGCACUCAUUCGUUACAGCACUGGAAAGACAUUUGUCUCCCAAAAUUCAUUUGAUCUGGACAUUUUAGGGAUUUCUUUGCUUACUCUUCUUGAUGCUUUUGUAAACACAGGGCAGGUAUAUGUUUUUUUUAGAGGCAAAAAAAAAAUAAAUCAAAACACUGUAAUUAUCUGUUUUUCUGUGUUUGUAUUAGCUCUGUUUCCUGGUCACACUAUAUAGUUUCAUUUGUACAGAUUUACAGUCUGGGAGUGUGACCAGUAGUCUAGAUUUUUUCUUUUCUUUUGUUUUUUCUUUGCUUGUUUUUAUUUGUUUUACUGCUAUUUAUUUACUAUGUCGUUUGUACAUAAGGCCUAGCCUUGUAAAUCAUAUAAUCUUGUGCUUUCACAGUAAACUGACCUGCACUGAUUACCACCUUACAGUACUUUUCUUAAAUUUUCUUUUCUUUUCCAGCAGAUUUUAUAUCCAAUUUAUCUGCUGGUGAAUAAUGAGACACUUGCUGUAUCCUUUAGAUUCAGAACUGGAUGUUGACAGAAAUUUGUACUAAAGAACAUUUGCACUUGUUUUAAAAGGUGAAAAUGGCACUAUGUGUAUAACUAAACGUUGUAAGGUUAAUGUCUGGAUACAUUACAAAUGCCAUAUAUUGAAUUUGGCUGAUUUAAGUACCUUUAACUGCUUAAAAAGCAGAUUAUGACACUUUAACAUCAAGUCUAAUUUGAUAUUUUGAAAUUUAGAUAAACCUAUUAUUUAUAUUCAGUUUUUUCUAUGUGUUCUCUCAGUUUAGAUGUUCAGCUGUGUGUCCAUGUGUUUGUUAGCACUGUUGUUUGUUUAAUGAAGACUUUACCCUUCCUCUUGUAAGUGGUUUAGAGCUGUAGAGCUGCACUCCACUGUGAUUAUUUUGCUGUUUUGUUUUGUUUUUUUUCUUGCAUUUUAGCAGGUGCUUUUAUAAGGGGAAGUGCUUGUUACAGUUUUUUUAAAGACUUUUUAAAAGGAAUAAACAUUUUUUAAG
Molecule: messenger RNA, 7329 nt
Organism: Melanotaenia boesemani (Boeseman's rainbowfish)
Lineage: Eukaryota; Metazoa; Chordata; Actinopteri; Atheriniformes; Melanotaeniidae
Product: DNA-binding protein RFX7-like
Exons: 9
Coding region: 357-4595 (1412 amino acids)
Biological process (GO): regulation of transcription by RNA polymerase II
Molecular function (GO): DNA-binding transcription factor activity, RNA polymerase II-specific; RNA polymerase II cis-regulatory region sequence-specific DNA binding
Source: RefSeq, a predicted model, not a curated record